Molecule: messenger RNA, 1323 nt
Organism: Glycine soja
Lineage: Eukaryota; Viridiplantae; Streptophyta; Magnoliopsida; Fabales; Fabaceae
Product: serine carboxypeptidase-like 34
Exons: 10
Coding region: 1-1209 (402 amino acids)
Biological process (GO): proteolysis
Cellular component (GO): vacuole
Molecular function (GO): serine-type carboxypeptidase activity
Source: RefSeq, a predicted model, not a curated record
AUGGAAGAGCACUCUUCUAUUGGCCCUGGUUGUUCCUCAAUUGGUUAUGGAGAAGCAGAGGAGCUAGGACCCUUCUUUCCUCAGGACAGCAGCCAACCAAAGCUAAAGUUGAACCCUUAUUCUUGGAAUAAAGCUGCCAAUCUUUUGUUUUUGGAAUCCCCUGUUGGAGUUGGGUUCUCCUACACCAACACCAGCAAUGAUAUAAGUGAACUUGGUGACACCAUUACUGCUAAAGAUUCACACACCUUUAUCGUCAAGUGGUUUAGAAGAUUUCCACAAUUCAGAUCAAACAAAUUCUACAUUUCCGGUGAAAGCUAUGCAGGGCACUAUGUUCCGCAACUUUCAGAGCUCAUUUUCGAUAAUAAUCGCAAUCAUGCCAAGAAAGACUACAUUAACUUCAAAGGAUUCAUGAUUGGAAAUGCAUUGUUGGACGACGAAACAGAUCAAAAGGGUAUGAUAGAUUACGCGUGGAAUCAUGCUGUGAUAUCUGAUGGAGUAUACCAUAACAUUACAACCAAAUGCAAUUUCAGCCUUCCAGAUUCAACAGAUGACUGCAUUGAUCAACUCAAUAAGUACUUCGAUGUAUAUAGCAUUAUUGAUAUGUAUAGCUUGUACACUCCCAAGUGUUUCAGCAACAACGGCAACACCAUAAAGAAAUUAGCCCAUGUCCUCAGAGGCAGAGCCCCUCAAACUUUUUCCAAAAUUGUGAGCUUAAUUUCUACUAAUGGGUGGCACAGAAAACCAGCUGGAUAUGAUCCUUGUGCAUCCGAUUAUACUGAAGUGUACCUAAAUAGGCCAGAAGUCCAAAAGGCAUUACAUGCCAAUGUCACCAAAAUUCCCUAUUCCUGGACUCACUGCAGCGAUACUAUCACAUUUUGGAAUGACGCACCACAGUCCAUGCUUCCUGUCAUCAAGAAGCUUAUUGCUGGUGGUAUUCGCAUUUGGGUUUACAGUGGAGAUACCGAUGGAAGAAUUCCCGUGACUUCAACAAGAUACACUCUUAGAAAGUUGGGGCUUGGGAUCGUCGAAGAUUGGACUCCCUGGUAUACCAGCAAGCAGGUGGGAGGAUGGACCAUUGCUUACGAUGGACUUACUUUUGUUACCAUAAGAGGUGCUGGUCAUCAAGUUCCUACUUUCACACCCAAGCAAGCUCUGCAGUUGGUUCGACACUUCCUAGCAAAUAAGAAAUUACCAUCUCAACCAAUUUAAUCACUUUUCUUUUAAUUUAUCAUUUUGAAGUUUGUUUCACAAUAAGAAUGGAUAUUUCUUGUUUCUGGGUUUCAAAAAGCCCACUUGUUCUAUUUUCUUAUUAUCUAUAUUAUU